Molecule: messenger RNA, 1454 nt
Organism: Leptinotarsa decemlineata (Colorado potato beetle)
Lineage: Eukaryota; Metazoa; Arthropoda; Insecta; Coleoptera; Chrysomelidae
Gene: Det
Product: baculoviral IAP repeat containing deterin
Source: RefSeq, a predicted model, not a curated record
GAUUUUAGUUUUUGUCGUUUUUUUCUAUUUGUUUUGGAGGUAAUAAAAUUUUUCUUCAGUAAAGUUCCUUCGGCGUUUGAUUCUACUGUGCUCUGGCUUUUCUUCAACUAAGAUACUGUGUUAUAUAAGGAGCUCUUCUGAGGAAAUAAAGAUAUCUCAUUAUUAAUAACUAGGAAUACUUAGUACAUGAAAAUCCUUUUGUAUAUUGGAUCAUGUCUGAACUCAAAGAGGAAAUUCAAAGGGCAAUGCAAUAUAUUUUAGAAGAGAAUCGGCGUAAGACCUUCAAAAAGUGGAUAUUUGGAAGUAGUGAAAAGUGUAAUGCAGACAAGAUGGCAGAAGCUGGUUUCAUUUUCACGGGAAACAAGCAAGAACCAGAUGCUGUAAAAUGUUUUCUCUGUAACAAAGCUCUGGAUGGUUGGGAGUCUACAGAUGAUCCAUGGAAGGAGCACUUGAAACAUGCUCCUAAUUGCAAAUUUGCCAAGUUACAGAAACCCCAAGACUUGACAACUCUCGAAUAUUUUCUCACUUUAAAACAAGAUUUGAUGUGUACUGUUGUAAAUUCUCAUAUGGAUAUACUUAAAGAUGAAAUCGAGAAAGAAGCAGCAGAAUUGAAAGCUUUUGGACGAAAUAUCGCAAAUAGGAAAUAGAUUGAUGAAUGGUGGGUUACUCAGUGAAAUAUCAGUUUCCACAUUAUGUACAUAUUAUAUCUUUCCCAGUAAGCUGAAUAAAACCAUUUUUCAAAGAGGUUACAAAAAGGAAAUGAUUUUAUAGAAAUAAUGUAGCCAACCAAACUUGUCAAUUUUUUAAGUACACCUCAUAAUUAGAUAGCUCCAUAAAUAAUAUUACUGGAAUUUUUCCCAACGCCAAGCCAUUAUUUUAUCCUUGACACGUGUUUGAUCACUAAGUGAUCAUCUUCAAACAGUGCAUCAUAAACUUCAUAAUUAACCAUCAGCUUUGUAUAAACGAAUGAAAAAAUUAUUGGAUGAUUGUUAACACUUUAAGCAUCACACUGUGUUUUUCAAAUUCAGGCCGUUAAUUGGUAGAGCUACACCACUAAAUGUUUUUAAUUAGAAUGUAUCGUUGGGUAACACUAACGUUACUAUAGCAUAGUAAAUUUAAACUCGUGGCCUUUAUACAUAUAUUAGAUAUCUAUGCAGUAUACAUUUUCAACUGCAAGUUGUGGGAAGGUCAAACAAAAUUAUAAUUUUAAUAUUUCAUUAAUAUCCAGUGCAAAUUGAAAAGUUUACAAAUGAGAUAUAUGUUUCAUUUGUAAUGUCAAUAUUGAUAAAAAAUAAUUCAAUGACAAGAUAGCAAAAAAGUGGACUAUCACAGAAAACAUUCAGAAAUCAAUAUUUUUCAGUAGUAUAGGUACAUACAUGGUUCACAAAUUUAUCUACUGAUGGCAUAUGAUAAAAUAAAAGAAAUGACGUUCAAAUAAAGUAACCAAACACUGA